This is a messenger RNA of Protomyces lactucae-debilis, 360 nucleotides long. RefSeq lists its product as uncharacterized. The annotation marks the transcript as partial. The transcript has a single exon. NCBI's taxonomy places the organism in Eukaryota, Fungi, Ascomycota, Taphrinomycetes, Taphrinales, Protomycetaceae. The record is from RefSeq and is a predicted model, not a curated record.
GAUAUCCGCAUCUUGAGACGAACUUGCACUGCGUUGUGCUUAUCGGCAGUGGUGCCAGGCCGUAUUGCAUUGCGCGGCCGGUGUCGCCUGAUCUGCAGCUCGUAAUGCGCGCUGGUCAAAAGAAUAUCUUGGUAUGCGGGUUGAGUGACUGCCAAGGUUUCCUACAAAAGGUUUGGCGAGUGAGAGUGCAAGGCGCGGGAACUUGUGAACAUAAUUACGGGGCCAAUGUCAAGUCCAUGAGCGGGAAUGAGGGCGAAGAUAUGGCAACGACUGCAAACGAUAGCUAUAAAUAGGCACAACAAGUGUCUUUAGGCUUGAGCUGAAAGUGAUGGACAUCGAGAAUUUAGGCAUCAGCAUACU